UCGCUCCAUUUCUUUCACUGCGUCUGGCAAUUAAAAGGCGCUUUUCAUUUUCUUUUGGGAAAGUUAUCAAGCUAUAUUCGUUUCAAUUCGUUUCGGUUAUUAUCGAAAAAUGAAGAAAACGCCGAAAGGCCACAGAAACUUUCAUAGUGGUCGUAACUUUUUCCCCAUCGGCCAAACGACAUUUGAAGUCAAUUGUCGUCGCGUCGUGCAGAAAAAGCGUUCGACCGUCGCUACGUAUAUAAAUAAAAUUAAAUUACUACUAACAAUUGAAACAAACGCACUGCCACAAAGAAAACGAAAGAAAUACUGUUUGUCCCCCACGAAACAUGAGACCCCCAUGACCCCCCACCUGCCCCAUCCGCACAUAUCCAUCCUCGCAUCACACGCUACGCAUGCGCAGUGUCAACGCAACUUUUCAGCGAAAGUGACUGAACGAGUUCCAAUUGUCCACGGCCGACGCUCCAAACGCCUUUAUCGGUGGCCAACAAUCAAGUGGCCUGCCGUAAUAUGUAGCUGCCAAAAUAAAUGAAAACGAAAUGCCUGCGGACUGACUGCUGCCAAAAGCCAGGCUUGUUUUCCAAAAAGAAUCCUAGCAACCAGUGCCUGCCAUGUCAACCUAAAAUACUAAUUUAACUCAGUUACCAGUCUUUCGUUACCAUUAGCAAAACAAGCCGGAUAAAACGUUUUGUUUUGAAAUUUGCUAAAAAUAUUAAAAUCAGUACAAAAAAAAAUGGUGAACUUUGUGCAUCCCGAGGAAAUGUAUCUCUUUGUGGAGAGCAUUCGUCCAUUUGAGGUGCGUGAGGUGGGCAGCCCGAAGUGGCUGGAGGUGCACGAGAUGAUCCUUGGGCUGAGCCAGCAGGCCGCCUUGGAGCUGUCCCAGCAUCGCGAGGAAGAGGUGAAGGAGUUCCUCAUAUCGCGCGACAAGCUACGCGUGCUGAUCCACGAAGCCUAUUGCGUAACGUUGUGGAAGACGCGUGUUCUGCCGCUUCUGCUGGAGAUUGAUCCCAAUCCGCAGGCCACGUUCCUUAUCUACACGGUGCUAUAUCACGAAGCUGCUUUGGUAGCGCUCCUGGAUGUGUGCCUCUACCAUCCGAGUGGCUGUGAGACGCUGCAGGAGUCUGUGCUGGAUUUGAUUGACUAUUGCGCCCAGGCCAUUUCCCAGGUCAUUGGCUUGGUCAGCAUGGGUUACCACGAGAACGAGACAAAGCUGGACGUGGAUGAGGCAGUGCUCACGGAGCUGGAGCGCCAGAAGCGCGACUUCAUCUAUAAGAUUGGACUGCGCUGCAUCUCAGUGCUGAACUACAUAGCAGAUAAUGUGACAUUGUUUCAUCUGAGCGCCGCACGCCGUUUGCUGGUGACCCAUGACAUUCCGUGGCUCAUGGCAGAUGUGCUCAGCUUCCGUCCAUGGCAGAGAAAGACCAGCAAGGGGAUUCAGAAGUUCAUCGACGAAAAGUGGACCAAUGUGGACGACGUCACCAAGAUUGUCAAGCCAGAGGCACAGGCCUGGUUUUGUGUGCGUCAGCUGCUCCUAAAUCCUCAGAUCAUGGAGAACUAUGCUUUCAACGAGGCACGCUGCAAGCAGUUACACAAGCUUUUGGGUCUCAUGCACGAGUCGUUGCUGGACCAGCUGCCGCCGCUUAUAGAGCUAAAGGUGUUCCUCAGCCGUCUGACGCUCAGCGGCAAUACGGCCAAGACACAGCCGCUCUUGCUGGAGGACAUUCCGCAGAUCCAGGAGGAUCUGCUCAAAGAUGUCGAGGAACAUGGUGGCUUCUAUCAGAUUGCCCAGGAUCAGGACUCGGUAUUCCUUAGCAAGAACAAGGAAAACAUCUGCGCUUUGGCCACUCGCCUCAGCAAAGCCUACGGCACGGACUUGCUCUGUGAGCUGGAGCAGAAUAUGGAUGAUCUUAAGAUGGGCGAAGCAAAGGAUGCCGGCGCUGGUGGCGAUGGAGAUACGGAUCAUACCUGCGCCACUUGCCAGGCGAAGGCCAAAAAGAAGUGCGCCUGCUGCAAGAAGGUUCACUACUGCUCCCGUGAUUGUCAGCUCAAGGAUUGGCCACAGCACAAGCUCGUCUGCCUUAAAACCUAAUCGUAAUCCAGCCUCUAGUAUACAAAAUAAUAUUUUCAAUAGAAUAGAACAUUCCA
This is a messenger RNA of Drosophila mauritiana, 2142 nucleotides long. RefSeq names its product zinc finger MYND domain-containing protein 10 homolog (gene Zmynd10). The transcript is spliced from 5 exons. Gene Ontology annotation, cellular component: centriolar satellite; cytoplasm. NCBI's taxonomy places the organism in Eukaryota, Metazoa, Arthropoda, Insecta, Diptera, Drosophilidae. The record is from RefSeq and is a predicted model, not a curated record. The coding region runs from base 731 to 2086 and encodes 451 amino acids. Gene Ontology annotation, biological process: inner dynein arm assembly; outer dynein arm assembly; motile cilium assembly.